Gilbertella persicaria is the source of this 614-nucleotide messenger RNA. Its product is annotated as small nuclear ribonucleoprotein Sm D2. Gene Ontology annotation, cellular component: U4/U6 x U5 tri-snRNP complex; U2 snRNP; catalytic step 2 spliceosome. The record is from RefSeq and is a predicted model, not a curated record. Gene Ontology annotation, molecular function: RNA binding. Bases 60 to 404 code for a protein of 114 amino acids. Gene Ontology annotation, biological process: spliceosomal snRNP assembly; RNA splicing. NCBI's taxonomy places the organism in Eukaryota, Fungi, Mucoromycota, Mucoromycetes, Mucorales, Choanephoraceae. The transcript has 4 exons.
ACUGUGUGCAAAAUUUUUGAUUACGACAUUAUUUUUUUUUUUCAUUUUAUUAUUACACCAUGAGCUCUCUUGCUGCUAAGCCUCGAUCUGAAAUGACAGAGGAAGAACUUCGUCAACAAGAAGAACUCGAAUUCAACACGGGUCCACUUUCUGUCUUGCAACAAUCAGUUAAAAACAACAACCAAAUCUUGAUCAGUUGUCGUAACAAUCAUAAAUUAUUGGCUCGUGUUAAAGCUUUUGAUCGUCAUUGUAACAUGGUGCUUGAAAAUGUCAAAGAGAUGUGGACAGAAACACCUCGUAGUGGAAAGGGAUCAAAGGCUAAGCCUGUCAACAAAGAUCGUUUUGUCAGCAAAAUGUUCCUUCGUGGUGAUACUGUCGUUCUUGUUCUUAGAAACACUGUAUAAAGAAUUCAAUCAAAACAAUAAAGGCAUUUUACAUGGAAACGCGUAUGCAUUCAUCAUCUUUCUCUUCUUUUUUUCUCUUUUUUUUAUGCAAAAAGAAUAGACUCAUAAACGCGAUGGAUAAAGGCGUUGAUUGGCUUUAAGCAGCAUCUCUUUUCCUUCUUUCCAUCAAAAGUCACAUCUCUUAUGCUUGAACCUAUUAAAUUCAUCUCU